AUGGCAGACCUCGAGAAUCGGACAGCAUCGGCGCUGUCGGAAACCUCGGACUCAUCCUCAGCGGAGGUUGAGCUGAUCGUGCCUCGCUCUCCUUCUCCUGAUGACACAUCGGGUGCCGGUUCCACGGUCCAUGACCUCCCAUUCGAUAUAAUCAAGGAAAUCUUCACGCACGUUGUGAAAGAGGAUGCUGAAGAGGUCAUAGCAAUCCCCGACAGCGACGUGCAAGCCCACGUUCUCGCAUACGAAACGCUUCCCGCGGGGCCAGAACCCCGUCUGUCACGGUGUCUCGCCAGCGUGUGCGGGCGCUGGCGCAGAUACGCGUACGACGUGCCCUUCCUAUGGAGUCGGAUCACUUUCAGCAACUUCGUGGGCCAUCCGACGUCAGGCGCUCUUGCCCUCCCUUCCGCCUACUUCGGCCGCUCUGUAGGUUACCCUCUGCACAUUGAGUUCGUGCACGACAAGCAUCGCACGUCGAUGUCAUGCGCCGAGGCUGCAGUCGACCUCAUUAUGGACAACAUCCACCGUUGCCGAACACUCACGGUUGUUCUUCGGUCGACUUCGGUCCCUUAUUUCGUUAACAGGAUUAGCCUGGAGCGCCCGCCAGCGCCUCUGCUCCAGCAUUUUCGAUUUUCCUGUCCAGAGCAUACUGAUGCCCUGGAUGGGCUACCUGCCCUAUUCGCAGACAACUCACCCUGCCUGAAAGCACUACAUUUAGGCGUGCUGGGAAAUUCCUCAAUUCAUUACCGUGGCGAGUCCUUUCUCCCACAACAGAUCUCAGCGCACAAUCUUGCCUAUAUACGCCACGUAUCUCUGAGUCAGUGGGCUCCUGCUGUUAGCACGCAAUGGGCACUGCUUCCUGGUGUCAAGCAUCUGACCCUCUCCUAUGACGCUUCAGUUCGUGUAGCCCACGCCAUGAACGUGUUGUGGGUCCCGGACGUCACUAGUCUCGUUCUCGAUUUAUCCAAGGGUAAAGACCAUCCGGACUACACGGAGGUCAUCCAACACUGGACCAUGCCGGGAACCCACCAGUCCGAGUUGCUGUCUCGCAUCACUCAUUUGACCAUCAAAAGGGGUCUGGCUUGCAGCGCCAGCGCAGUCAACAGACUGUACUCCUCCAUGACAUCUUUACAACUGCUGUACCUCGACGGAUGGCUCCCUGAGACCUUCAUCCAGAAGCUCAUGCGCCCCAACCUCCCUGCAGGACCUCAUUGUCCACAGCUUCGAAGCUUUGCCAUCCGCGACUUGCGGACGACGUCGCUUCGUGACCUGAAGAAAUUGGUCGAAGCUCGAAGGGAAGUGGGUUUCCCGCUCUGGCACUUGGACGCCCUCCUACAUAACUUUGCAUAUACCAACGAGGCCGACGAAGAGGCAGAUGAUGAGGCGUGCUUGUGGUUGAACCAGAAUCUGCAUUGGUUCAGGCUUAGACAGUGGAAAUUUGCCUGGGAAGGAUGA
Molecule: messenger RNA, 1452 nt
Organism: Punctularia strigosozonata HHB-11173 SS5
Lineage: Eukaryota; Fungi; Basidiomycota; Agaricomycetes; Corticiales; Punctulariaceae
Exons: 2
Coding region: 1-1452 (483 amino acids)
Source: RefSeq, a predicted model, not a curated record